AUGCCAACUUUGAAAGAAUUCUUUCAAUGUAAUAUUCAACGAUUGCAACGACGAUUUGCAACUGAAACAUUCAUUUUAUUAUUGAGAAAGAAGAAAUCAUCAUCGAUUUGUUCCAAGAAAUGUUAUCAAUUUAAUGAUGAAAUAUGGAAUGCAAUAUUUCAACAAUGUUCACCGUUUGAUUUAUAUUCAUGGCGUCGUGUGAAUAAAAAUUUUAAACGUUUAAUUGAUAGCCAUUUCAAUAAUAUUCUUUAUUUAUAUGCCGAUCGGCGGAAUGCUGCCUCAUUGUUAGCUAAUAAAACGAAUAAUAUUAAUGGUAAUUUUUAUCGGCAUCGUAGUGCGCAAAUAUUGCUAAGUUUAACAAAUCAUAGCGCUGUAUUUAUUGUUCAUGAAAGAUGGACACCAAAAGAUAUCAGUAAAUUAUUUCAAGCGAUUCAACUAUUGGCACCAUCGAUUCGAAAUGUUUCGCUUGAUAUGGGAAUCGUUGAACUGAUCACAGCUGGCUUAUCAAGUAUGGAUUUUAAUCGUUGGCAUUCUUUUCAAUGUUAUUUGAAAACAUUAGAUGGACAAGCUGCUGAAGAUUCCGUACAUAUACAAUGUGUACCAUCUACCUAUCGAAGGACAUUCUUUCCGAAUGUUACUGAGUUUACGGUUCAAGUUGGUGAACGUGAUUAUUCCGCGCUAACACGUUUAAUGGAUUAUUCGGUUGAUGCGCAAAUAUUAUUUUCGCUUAAUAAAAUUGAACUAUUUCGUGUACAUUUCAUUUCUACCGUUGAAUCACAAUUACGCGGUUGUUUUGCAACAGAAGAACGACUUUCCAGGAAGCGAACAUCUAAACAUUUGCAAAAUUUCAAGAAAUGGAUUGAUGCUGCUAAUUUGGGUGAACGAUACUGUCAACAAUAUUAG
Messenger RNA from Cercopithifilaria johnstoni, 903 nucleotides. Lineage: Eukaryota; Metazoa; Nematoda; Chromadorea; Rhabditida; Onchocercidae. The record is from the annotation of a GenBank genome assembly.